Molecule: messenger RNA, 595 nt
Organism: Cylicocyclus nassatus
Lineage: Eukaryota; Metazoa; Nematoda; Chromadorea; Rhabditida; Strongylidae
Source: the annotation of a GenBank genome assembly
AUGGUUAACUUUGUUUUAAAGGCAUCAGUCAGCGUUGAGAAUUCUAUUUCUUCUAAUCCCUCAUGGUCGCGAGUGCUUCGUGAUCGGUUGCUUUUCUCAGUAAUCGUCAAUGAUAUGGCAAAUGUCACAGUAACCAGCGCUGAUCAGCAGCUUAUAAACAAGUUUGCUCGACUUCAUCAGGAUUCCUCUCAAGUGAAGGAGGAAAUCAAGGAGUUGUCAAAUGAUUUGUUGAACAUCAAUGAAGCUGCUGAUGAGUUAAUGUUACUUGAGGACGAGGAUAGCAAAUCCAUACCAUUUCGGAUUGGACAGACUUUUGUGCAUUUUGAUGGCGAUACUAUGACAUCGAAACUGGAGCAACUGAAGGAGGAAACAGAGAUGAGGAUUAAUGACUUGACCGCUCGAAAUUCUGCAUCUCAGAAGGAAAUGGAGAACUUGAAAAGAGUACUUUACGCUAAGUUUGGAGAUCGUAUAAAUCUGGAAUCUGAAAAAGAUUCCUAGAUUCUUGUGCUCUUGCUGUUAUUGAUUAUAUAUGUACCAAUAUAUCAUAUAUGUACGUAAUAAAUGGUGAUUGUGCUCGCGUCUUGAUUCGUUAUCU